Ipomoea triloba (trilobed morning glory) is the source of this 2263-nucleotide messenger RNA. Its product is annotated as polyamine oxidase 2-like. The record is from RefSeq and is a predicted model, not a curated record. Bases 507 to 1985 code for a protein of 492 amino acids. Gene Ontology annotation, biological process: polyamine catabolic process. NCBI's taxonomy places the organism in Eukaryota, Viridiplantae, Streptophyta, Magnoliopsida, Solanales, Convolvulaceae. Gene Ontology annotation, molecular function: polyamine oxidase activity. The transcript has 10 exons. Gene Ontology annotation, cellular component: peroxisome.
UCCCUUCUCACCAAAAACCCAAACCCACACCAAACAACAAGAAGUAAAAGCGUGAUUUGGAUUACGCAGAUUACGCGCCGCCGUGUCGGUCGAUCGAUCGCAUUAUCCAAACCCGUCUGAAUCCUCCUAAGUUUAUGGGAUCACUGUUCCCGCCGCUGUUAAUUCCUCAUCUAAACCCUUUCCGUUGAGUCAUCGUCGUUCCCGUCGCCGGAUUUCUGAUUUUGUCCUCCUCCGCCGCGUCGCCGUCUCCUCCUCCGCCCGAUUGUCUUCCUCAGGGGGUAGCGGAAGUUUCGGAAUACGCAUGAGCUGUUUGGUGAAGCUGGGUUUCUCUAACUCCGACGAAAGAUCCGUUCCCUAUAAUUUUAAUUCCCGUACGAAAGGCCUCGCCAUCAAUUCAUUAAUCCUCAGAUUGUUAAGAUUGCUAUCGUUUCUCAACAUUAAUUUUAAUUUAAUUAAUUCGAAUCAUUCGUGCCGUCUCGAUUGCCGAUCAUCGUCGUUCAUUAACCAUGGAAUCACGAGACAAGAGUAAUAACAAUCGCCAGAUCCAAAGAGCUGUUUGCUAUUCAGUUGCUGAGAGGAGGCAUGAUUCUUCUCCAUCCGUCAUUGUUAUCGGUGCCGGCUUUGCAGGACUUGCAGCUGCCCGAGCUCUUUAUGAUGCUUCAUUUCAGGUUGUUGUGUUGGAAUCACGGGAUAGAAUUGGUGGCCGUGUUCACACAGAUUACUCAUUUGGUUUUCCUGUUGAUUUGGGAGCAUCAUGGUUACAUGGGGUCUGUGAUGAGAAUCCUCUGGCAUCUGUUAUUGGAAGACUAGGGCUACCCCUUUAUCGUACAAGUGGUGAUAACUCAGUUUUAUAUGACCAUGACUUGGAAAGCUAUGCACUCUUUGACAUGGAUGGGAACCAAGUUCCCCAGGAAUUGGUCUCAGAAAUUGGGGUAACCUUUGAGGAAAUUUUGAAAGAGACGGAUAAAUUAAGACAGGAAUUUACUGAAGACAUGUCUAUACAACGUGCAGUUUCUAUGGUGUUUGAGAGAAGGCCGGAUUUUAGGAUGGAUGGACUUCGUCAUAAGGUGUUGCAGUGGUAUCUGUGCAGAAUGGAAGGUUGGUUUGCUGCUGAUGCUGAUACCAUAUCACUGAAAUCUUGGGAUCAGGAAGUGUUGCUUCCAGGUGGUCAUGGUCUUAUGGUGCGAGGUUAUCGUCCAGUGAUAAAUACACUUGCAAAAGGUCUUGAUAUCCGUUUAGGUCAUAGAGUUAAGAAAGUUGUAAGGCGUUAUAAUGGCGUAAAGGUAACAGUUGAGGAUGGGAGAACCUUUGUAGCUGAUGCUGCAAUUAUUACUGUUCCUCUUGGUGUAUUGAAGUCAAAUCAAAUCAGUUUUGAACCCAGAUUACCUGAGUGGAAAGAAACUGCGAUUAAUGAUCUUGGCAUAGGAAUUGAGAACAAGAUUGUUCUGCACUUUGGAGAUGUUUUCUGGCCUAAUGUUGAGUUCUUGGGAAUUGUUGCUGAUAACACUUACAAAUGUAGCUACUUUCUCAAUCUGCACAAGGCUACAGGGCAUCCUGUCCUCGUUUAUAUGCCUGCAGGGCAACUGGCUCGUGAUAUUGAGAAAAUGACGGAUGAGGAUGCUGCUAUGUUAGCUUUCGGGGAACUCAAAAGAAUACUUCCCAAUGCAUCUGAGCCAGUUCAAUAUCUUGUUUCUCAUUGGGGAACGGAUAUAAACUCACUGGGCUCUUACAGCUACGAUUUAGUGGGAAAAUCCCAUGACCUGUUUGAGAGGCUUAGGGUCCCCGUGGAUAACCUGUUCUUCGCUGGAGAGGCUACAAGCUUAAAUUACACAGGGUCUGUACAUGGCGCGUAUUCUACUGGAUUAAUGGCUGCUGAAGAUUGCAGGAUGCGGGUACUGGAGCGUUAUGGAGAGUUGGAUCUGUUCCAUCCUGUCAUGGGCGAGGACACUCCCGUCUCUGUUCCCCUAUUAAUCUCCCGCAUGUAGAAGAAGAAGAUUGUAGCGUGCGUGGGUUUUGGCUAAACACAGAUUGCUGCUGUGGGCUUUGUGAAAAACUGCGAAAACCAGUAAAUGAUCAAAGCAUCAGUUGUUCGUGUGUAGUCAUCGUCCAUGGCGAGAUGCAUAUAGUAUGUGUGCAAGUAUGUGUUUAAAAUGUAUACAGUUUCGUGUCGUGUGUUAUGUGUAUGGACGAGAUAUUCUGGACUGCCUCUUGGCUAUUAUGAAACAUUGCUGAAUAAUAUAAAUCGUGUGGGUUUUAUCAUCAA